AUGUUGUCGAUAUUUUGUGGGAUAGGCGAAGGAUCGUCUGGAUACACCUGUGUGUUUAUAUCUGUUUGUGUGAAUUUUAUUUGCAAGUAUUCGUGUCUACAUUGUCCGUCACAUGAAUCAGCUUGUGCAUAAACGUUGUUACUCUUGUUUGACAUGACUUUAGAAGAUCCCUUUUACGUCGUCAAAGAUGAGGUGUUCAAAGCAUUGAACAAGACCCGUGGACUAUACCUCAGGUGGCAAGAAAUCUCCAAGGCACCUUCCGUACCCAACAGUCCUGAGGUGGAAUGGACUUCGACGGAGCUCAGGAAUGCACUCCGUAGCAUCGAAUGGGACUUAGAAGAUUUGGAAGAUACUAUUAGUAUCGUAGAAAAGAAUUCGUCAAAGUUUAAAAUUGACAACAAAGAAAUAUCCGAACGACGAAGUUUUAUAGAAGCUACGAAACAAGAAGUUAAGGUGAUGAAGAGCAAAAUGAGCCUCAACAGGAAUCGGGACAAAGACAGCACGGCUCGCGAGCCGUUGCUGGGCGAGGAGAGCCCGAUACACAUGAACAAUGUUUGGACGGCCACGCCGAAGUACUCCAAGUAUUCGAAACUCGCCAACCAGACGGACAGCCCCGACAGGUUCGACUACGACAGCGACAUCAUGUCGAUGCAAGAUAAGAUGCUCUCCAUCCAGAAUGACCAGCUGCAAGUCAUCAGCCACUCGGUCGGCUCCUUGAAAACCGUUUCCAAGCAGAUUGGGAUUGAACUCGACGAACAGGCUGUGAUGUUAGAUGACCUAAAUACGGAACUCGAAAAUGCCGAUUCGAAACUAGACUCCACGUUAAAGAAAGUGGCUAAGGUGCUUCAUAUGAAUAAUGAUCGACGCCAGUGGCUGGCAAUAGGAAUCCUGGUAGGCCUUCUAAUGAUAAUAUUAAUACUAUUUGUUAUAAUUUGAAUUGGUCCCCGAGUUGUUUUGUUUGUGUAAAUGUUAAAUAAAUCAUGUUCAUAGUUCUAAUAAGUGAUAUUUAUAUUCUUGUAUGAUAACUUCAUAGGUACCUACUUUACAAUCUAUUCUGUCAUUAAUGUAGAUACU
Molecule: messenger RNA, 1074 nt
Organism: Helicoverpa zea (corn earworm)
Lineage: Eukaryota; Metazoa; Arthropoda; Insecta; Lepidoptera; Noctuidae
Gene: Syx6
Product: syntaxin-6
Exons: 6
Coding region: 154-936 (260 amino acids)
Biological process (GO): vesicle fusion; intracellular protein transport; Golgi vesicle transport
Cellular component (GO): endomembrane system; synaptic vesicle membrane; SNARE complex
Molecular function (GO): SNAP receptor activity; SNARE binding
Source: RefSeq, a predicted model, not a curated record